AUUGUCUAGGCGGCGCAUGACAACUCGCAGAUCCUUUCAGCAUUAGAACAGAAUAACUGAAUUAGUUUGAGGAGUUUAGGUGGUUUAUAGAUCGAAUAAACUGCGCAGCGCCAGGCAUGCAUUCGUGAAUAAACAGGAUAUUCAUUUACGCUGUCAGAAGAACUAUCAACGAAGCCAACUAAUAAACAAUAAAAAGCUGGAAUGGAGAACAAAACCAACGGAUCAGUGGAAGCCAAGCCUAAGGUGGAGAAUGGACAGCUGCCGGAUCCUGCUGACUGGGCGGUUACUGAUGUCGUUAACUAUUUCAAAGCUGCAGGAUUUGAAGAGCAGGCUACUGCUUUCCAGGACCAGGAAAUCGAUGGAAAGUCUUUGCUUCUGAUGACACGGAACGAUGUCCUGACAGGCCUGUCCAUCAAACUGGGGCCAGCACUGAAGAUCUACGAGUACCAUGUGAAGCCACUCCAGACCCAGCAUCUGAAGAGUAAUGCUAAUGCAUCAUAGCAUCACCCCAUGCUCUUCCAUGUGCAACAGGACAGUCAUCUAUGGAGGGUUGAGAGGCUGGACGGACAGACCAGGCUGAAGACGUUUAUGGACAGCAGAAGAUGGUGCUUAGAAAACUUAUUUGCAUCCUUAUGCAAUGUCAAUGUACUUUUACUUGAAGUGAUGACCGAUGCCAAAUGGUUUACGCCGUGAAAUUAAUUUACAAAAGACAUGGCAUGGCAGUGAUCAUACGGUUUUUAGUUAACUGAGUGAUAUUGGUUUAUGAAAGUAAGGACUUGAUUCCUUUAUUUGAAUAAAAUUAUUUUACAGGUCUUAAAGUACACUGUACAGGUUUUUUUUUUCUAAGUUUGUUUCAAUAUAUUCUAAUCAAGCAUGCUACUGAAGCGGAUUCAACCGAAUUGGUUAAUUUAGGAGACAGUCCUUUUCAGAUGGACGCAAAGGUGCACUAGAUGUCUGACCUGCUGAUAAAUGUCCUAACCUUGUCUUGAUAUUUUCAUUAUAUACAAACUU
This is a messenger RNA of Oncorhynchus kisutch (coho salmon), 1011 nucleotides long. It is a transcript of the gene samd13, whose product is annotated as sterile alpha motif domain containing 13. The record is from RefSeq and is a predicted model, not a curated record. The transcript is spliced from 4 exons. The coding region runs from base 202 to 501 and encodes 99 amino acids. NCBI's taxonomy places the organism in Eukaryota, Metazoa, Chordata, Actinopteri, Salmoniformes, Salmonidae. Gene Ontology annotation, cellular component: nucleus. Gene Ontology annotation, biological process: negative regulation of DNA-templated transcription. Gene Ontology annotation, molecular function: histone binding; chromatin binding.